Molecule: messenger RNA, 1592 nt
Organism: Penaeus monodon (black tiger shrimp)
Lineage: Eukaryota; Metazoa; Arthropoda; Malacostraca; Decapoda; Penaeidae
Product: leukocyte elastase inhibitor-like
Molecular function (GO): serine-type endopeptidase inhibitor activity
Source: RefSeq, a predicted model, not a curated record
AUUUGUGUUGUGUGUAGCAGCAGCAAUGGCAUACUUGAAGCCAGUGAGAGGCCAGGCCCCACUCUCCUUCCCAAACUACACGCACCAGGAAGAUGUCAAGACUCUGGCUCUCAGUCAAAAUAAUUUUACCAGGGACUUGUAUGUGCUUUUGGCCCAAAAGAAUUCAGGAAACUUGUUCAUCUCUCCAUUUAGCAUUAUGACAGCUUUAAGUAUGACAUAUGGCGGAGCAAAAGAAAACACAGAAGAAGAAAUGCGAUCAGCACUGCACUUGACCCAGGAGAAAGAGGCUGUUCAUAAUGCUUUCCAAGAUGUGGUAUCAGAUAUCAAGAGUGAAGCUCCUGACUAUGAGUUGCGGACAUCAAAUAUGGCCUACGUGUCCAACAAACUCACAGUUGUGAGUGAGUUCGCAAAUAUGUUGAAGGAGAAAUACCUGAGUUCAUCCAAGGUUGUUGACUUUGGUGAAAGUGAAGCCGUGCGCAGGGAAAUAAAUGACGUAGUGGAGAAAGAAACUAAUUCAAAGAUCAAGGACCUGAUUCCUUCCGGCGUUCUAAAUUCCCUGACAAGAAUGGUAUUGGUCAAUGCCGUGUACUUCAAGGGACUGUGGGAAAAUCAGUUUAAUGAGUCUGACACCCACGAUCAAGAGUUUUGGAUUUCUUCUCAAGAGAGUGUUCAAGUGCCAAUGAUGCACAUCAAGAAGAAGUUUCGCUACUUUAAUCACCGUGAUCUUGAUUCUACAAUUUUAGCAAUGGAUUAUAAGGGAUCAAGACUCAGCAUGGUAUUUAUCCUACCCAAUAAGCGUGAUGGAUUAGCUGAGGUUGAAGCUAAGCUGGCCAGUGCAGAUUUGUAUGCCAUCGACAAUGGGCUCCAUUCGGUAGAAGUGGAAGUGUCUCUCCCCAGAUUUAAAUUAGAAGAAUCACUUGAGCUGGUGGAUUAUCUGCAAGUUUUGGGCAUGAAGGAUCUGUUUGAUGAAGGCAGGUGUGACCUCUCGGGCAUUUCUGGCAACCGAGAUCUUUAUGUUUCUAAUGUGAUUCACAAAGCCUUUCUUGAAGUUAAUGAAAAGGGAAGUGAGGCAGCGGCAGCAACAGCUGUUGUGGCCGCAACAAGAAUGUUGAUUCGACCAAUUCCUCCAUUUAUUGCUGACCAUCCAUUCAUGUUCUACAUUCGUGAUCAUCGUUCAGGCCUGGUUCACUUUGCUGGGCGAUUUGUCAAGCCUUAAUUUAAUCCGAUGGCAAGAUGAUAAUGGUGGUGAAGGAGCUAAUGGAAAGAAAAAAAAAAAAAGAUUCAAGAUAUUAAUUAUUGUCAUGCUAGACUGAUUUUGAAUUAAAAAAUUUGAGGCUUUGAAAAAAAUGUAAUUUGUUGUUUUUUCUUGUUUUAUUGUGAGAUAUAAAGGUACCAUGUAAUAAGCUGAAGAAAGAGAUGUAUAUCUUUUCUAUUACUUAUGUAGCUGCAAAUGCUCUCUUCUGUGGUGCAGCUUUGCAUAGUGUGCAUUUUUACAUUCUGAUGUCAUCAUUUGUGUGGUUUAGACAAGAUCACCAUGAAGCUUUAUAUGAACUAGUCAGUUUAGAUGAAGUAUAGUAAAAUGUACAGGGUUA